AUGAGAGUAAAGCUUCAGGCUAUGAAAAUGAGAAUGGAAACACAAGACAUAGGAAGUAAAACGAAAUUCAAGUGUCGAAUAAAUCUGGCCAUAGCAAAUGCGGGUUUGGCUAACUUUUCUAUGGAAAGGAAAGGAAAGGAAGCUUUUAGUGAAGAUUAUGCAACAAAGUUAUCUGGGGACGAGGCUUUCUCUGUGGUUAGUCAAGAUAUCAAACAUCUUAAUAGUCUUCUCGCCUCAGAGGGUAAUACAGACCACAUUAUCAUUUCCAGCUGGUGCAGAUAUCCACUAUAUGAGGCUGACUUUGGUUUGGGGAAGCCAACAUGGGUGACUAUAUAUGGGUAUAAUCUGAUGUUCAAGAAUUCCGUAUUUCUGAUGGAUACGAGAGAUGGCAGCGGAAUAGAAGCUUGGAUUACUCUUAGUGAAGAAGACAUGGCAUUAUUUGAACAAGAUAAAGAUCUGCUUGGAUUUGCAUCUUCCAACCCAACUGUCCAGGAUUAA
Messenger RNA from Juglans regia (Persian walnut), 498 nucleotides. Its product is annotated as BAHD acyltransferase BIA1-like. NCBI's taxonomy places the organism in Eukaryota, Viridiplantae, Streptophyta, Magnoliopsida, Fagales, Juglandaceae. The transcript is spliced from 2 exons. The record is from RefSeq and is a predicted model, not a curated record. Bases 1 to 498 code for a protein of 165 amino acids.